AUGGUAUCUAUACUAGCCGUACCGGGGCCAUUGAAGACUUUUUUCGAUAAAUUCCCGUUGAAAACAUUCGAAUAUGUUAAUGACGAAGAUAAAGCUAUGGACUACCAAAUCUCGCAACGGAGCGCAUAUUUUGAAGGUCCAGACGCUGUACAAUCGAGCAAAGACGAUGUUUUCCAAUUAGGAGUAUACCAAAUAGUACGAGACUCAGAAACUGGGGUCCUCUUGGCGUCUGAUCCAUGGGGUUUAUUUGCCGAAUUAUCUCUCAGCAAGAAGAACAACCUAAAAUUACCCAGUGAAGGAUUUAAUGCCAAUGGUACCAAUGCUCCAACGAAAAGACGAUUACAGCAUUCCAUGUGUGUCCUAUCGCCCAGAGCGUCAGUGACUAAGAGCUUGCCCAUUCUAGUGGAAGGAUUUACGAAGAGACACGUUAGAUCCACCGAAAGCAUCAACGAGAUUUUGUAUUCAAGAAUCGCUACUGGUGAACACACAAUGUACUUGAAACUAAUAAAUACAAUAGUUUACGAUGGUUACAUCGUAGACUUACUUUGCAACGUCCCUUCUAACAAGUUUUGCGAGUUAUACGCCCACAUCAAUGAAAGAGAGACUUCCAUCACCAAUUGGGUAACAAUUCAGGACACUAAGACUACUAUCCUUGAAAGGAAUGGCUUCCAAAUACGCCAUGAAGUACUAUCUAAAUACUUGGUCGAGUUGAAAUAUCCGAUAAGGACACCUAGAGUCACCCAGUUAGCAGAAUUAUCUGAAAAUAUCAUUCUAGAGACCAUCAAUUGUCUUGAAAGGUUACAAACGCACUGGAAAGGCUCAUCAAAGUCAGAACCCGAUUCGACUACAAACCUCAACAAAUACCAAUAUAUCGACUUGGCUUUGGUAAGCUAUAUCUUAGCCAUUGCUCAAUUGGGAUCUGAAUCAGUUCUCAACCAAUGGUUACAAACUAACGGACAAUAUCUAUUACAGUACUCUUACCAAUUGCUCAAGAAAUGUAGUUGA
Messenger RNA from Kluyveromyces lactis, 1005 nucleotides. RefSeq names its product SAM complex subunit SAM35 (gene SAM35). The record is from RefSeq and is a predicted model, not a curated record. The coding region runs from base 1 to 1005 and encodes 334 amino acids. NCBI's taxonomy places the organism in Eukaryota, Fungi, Ascomycota, Saccharomycetes, Saccharomycetales, Saccharomycetaceae. The transcript has a single exon.